AUGAUUAAAACAAUUUUCUUAAUAAUUAAAGCAUACUGUUUAAAAGAGUUAUUAACAAAAGAUAAUAACUUUGGAAUAGUAUCGUAUGUAGAGAGCUCAGGAAAUACAGUAAAUUACAUUACUAUGAAUUGUUUAAUUAUAGGAGAUGAAUUUGUAGCACUAGAUAAUUCAAAUAUCCAAGCUAAUUUAGAAAUAGUAAAUGAAAAUACAAACAAAGUUAUUUACAGUGGAACUAAACCAGUAAAUAACUCAAACUUUUUCUUCACAGCGCCAGUAUUAGGAAAGUAUAGAGUAACUUCCUCACUUACCAACAUAGAAAAUUAUGAUGAACAGUUUGCAAUUGAAGUAAACAUUCAUGUUGGAAGAGAAGGAUCAACAAAUAUCAUUUCAUUUGGAGAAGUAGAAGUAAGUAGAGCGGGAACAAUAAUUGAGUCAAUUUUCCAGUUUAUCUAUAGAAACUUUUUUAUUCAUAAAUCUGGUUAUGAAGAUGAAAUGAUAUAUAAGAGUCUUUAUGAUGUAAUAUUUUUUAGAGUUAUCAUAAUGAUUGUUUUAAAAAUUACAGUAGCUUUAUGUACUUUGAUUUAUUCCAACAAGAUGACAAAGCAAUAUUUUACACAACAGAAAAUUGGUGAAUAA
Hepatospora eriocheir is the source of this 636-nucleotide messenger RNA. NCBI's taxonomy places the organism in Eukaryota, Fungi, Microsporidia, Hepatosporidae. The record is from the annotation of a GenBank genome assembly.